AUUUUCUACUCAUCAAACCCGACUCAUGCACUGCGCGACACUGCUGAGCUACUCGCAGGCGCCCUCCAUAAUGACCGCAGGUUGACGUUCAAUUUACUGAGAGAAGAUGGAUGGAUGAUGGGACUGAAUCAUCGGCCCUUAUUCUGGGUACCACCUGCUUCUCGAAACCCAUUUUAUGAUCCUCGGACCGCAUUAGUAAUUCCCAGAGGUGGUGUUGAGCUUGAUUUGAGUCGUAUGGCACAUGGGACACGCUGGCAGCACUGCUACAAGGAGUGA
Suillus plorans is the source of this 276-nucleotide messenger RNA. RefSeq lists its product as uncharacterized. The annotation marks the transcript as partial. Lineage: Eukaryota; Fungi; Basidiomycota; Agaricomycetes; Boletales; Suillaceae. The record is from RefSeq and is a predicted model, not a curated record. The transcript has a single exon.